This is a messenger RNA of Venturia canescens, 4002 nucleotides long. It is a transcript of the gene SoxN, whose product is annotated as transcription factor SOX-2-like. Lineage: Eukaryota; Metazoa; Arthropoda; Insecta; Hymenoptera; Ichneumonidae. The coding region runs from base 1088 to 2650 and encodes 520 amino acids. Gene Ontology annotation, biological process: anatomical structure morphogenesis; regulation of DNA-templated transcription; cell differentiation. Gene Ontology annotation, molecular function: DNA-binding transcription factor activity, RNA polymerase II-specific; RNA polymerase II cis-regulatory region sequence-specific DNA binding. The record is from RefSeq and is a predicted model, not a curated record. The transcript has 2 exons.
AGCGAAACCCACAAAUGCUCAGACGGUUCCGUUCUUCUGAAGAGAGUGGAGGUACCUUAACACGGCUCGCUCGCUCGACAAAAAGAAAAAACGUGCGCGUGCCCGUUAUUCACUGAUGGUCAUCCCAGUUACAUCGACACGAUUCUCGGGAGAAAGGAAAUUCUUAUUGUUUAUCCUGUUCGGUGGUUUGAAACAAGCGACAAAAGUGAACCCAUUGUUAAUCGUGUUAAUAAUAAAUAAUCAUACCAAUAUAUAAAUACAUUCAUUUGUGAAUAGCUAUGUAUAUACCAGUGAAUCGUCGAUAACACGAAACAUUACCGAUUAUUAGAACGAGUAAACACUGCGUAGGUUGUGAUUUUCCUUGUGUGUUGUUUCGCGUACGCGCUCAACGAUAUCGGUUGGUAGCUUAUUUUGUACUGUGGAUAUAAACUUUCGAUAGCCUUUCGUUAACGAAUAAGAAGAAAAAAAAAAAAAAAAAAAAGAAACAGUACCAGGAUCUGCGCGACUUUUAUUGUGUUUUCGUAAAUGUAACGGCGUGUCGUUCGAGACAUUUGAGAAUCGAUUGAUCGAACGCCGGUUAUACUCGAGUUUAAUUACGGGUGUCCGUCGCGACGUGACGCGUGAAUCAAAAGGUUGCAUCGACGAAACUGUGCAGUCUUGAAACUAGCAGUGGCCGCGCGGUUAGAAAAGCCGAGAUAAUAUCAAGUGUGAUCAGUGCAUCCAGUUUUGGAGCGGAGCUAGUGACGUAUAUAAGCUUAUUCCGUUUUUAAUUGUACUCGAGUCGGAUGAAGAAGCGAUCAGAGGGACAAUCAACGGUCGAUGAAAAAUAAAUCGGUUGUGAUGUUUGCGAGCGAAACAUCCCGUACGAGCGUAAUCUUAAUUAUCGGGUGAGUCGCGAGAUCCGGCUUUCGUCGCAAGGGCUAAAAGAAAGCAGGUAUAGCCGUGUGCGUGUAUGUGCGUGCGUGCGCGGCAUUGAGACACGGUGGUUCGGCCUUGAGCGACUCGAUAACCGAUAACGUCCGUUAUUUUCCCUGGCGACGAGUUCAUACAAAAGGGCGGCAAGCUGUUCGGGCACAGGGAGGAGGAUAUGCUAACGAUGGAUACGGAGUUGAAAGGCAGCAGCAUGCACGGCCAAAUGCCUCCACAUCCUCAUCAAGGUGUAGCACCGAUGGGCCAUCACGCGGGUGUAUCGCCUUACGGGCCACUUGGCUCGAUAGUACAUAGUCCGGCUCUUUCCGGAAGUCCUCCGAGCUCCGGAGGUCUCGGUGGUCUCAGCCUGCAGCACCAUCAUCAGGCGGCCGCCCAACAGCAUCAUUACGCCUCGAUGCAGGUUGCCCAACAACAGCAACAGCAGCAACAACAUCAAACGAUGCACGCAUUGGCCUCGCAGCAACAGGCUGCCGCGGCUGCCCAGCAUCAUUCUCAUCAGCAGCAACAGCAACAACAGCAUUCCCAGCAGCAACAGCAGCAGCAGCAGCAGCAGGCCCAACAACAACAGGCGCAGCAACAACAGCAUCAGCCACCAAACAACAACAAUAAUACGAGUAAGAACAACAACAUCGAUCGGGUGAAGAGGCCGAUGAACGCUUUCAUGGUGUGGUCGAGAGGUCAACGUCGUAAGAUGGCCCAGGAGAAUCCAAAGAUGCACAAUUCCGAGAUAUCGAAGAGACUCGGAGCGGAGUGGAAGCUGCUCAGCGAAACGGAGAAACGUCCGUUCAUCGAUGAGGCCAAAAGGCUGCGAGCGGUCCACAUGAAGGAACAUCCCGAUUACAAGUACCGGCCACGAAGGAAGACAAAGACUCUUUUGAAGAAGGACAAAUUCCCGUUGGGCGGUGGUGUUACCGGAGUCGGUGGCAUGCUAGGAGUCGAUCAACGCCAAGUCAGCUCCGCCGGUGGACCCCAACAGUCUCAACUGCCCCGGGACGUUUAUCAAAUGCCGAAUGGAUACAUGCCGAACGGUUACAUGAUGCACGACCCGACGGCCGCGGCUUAUCAACAACACGCUUACGGCGGACACAUGGGUGCCGCUGCGGCUGCAGUCGCCGCUGCCGGAUAUCCUCGCUACGACAUGGGCCACCAUAUGGGGGGAGGCAGUCCAAGUCCCAUAAACAGCUACAUGAACGGUUACGGUGGUUACGGGGCGACAACGAUACCCGGAGGUUCACCCUCGCCUUAUCAUCAGGCCCAACCCGGCUCUCAAAUGUCCAGUCAUAGCCCAAGCGGUAGCAGCGUCAAAUCCGAACCUACGAGUCCGGCGAGCGGCGGUUUGCACACGCCGACACCCAGCGGCGGUUCCUCCGGUGGAAGUGGCGGUGGCGGCGUUAAUUCCGCCGGACCUGUAUCCAAUAUCAAAAGGGAAUACAUGGGACAACACAGCCAACAACCACAGGGUGAUCUCAGACAAAUGAUCUCGAUGUACCUGCCCCAGGGAGGUGAACAGGGCGUCGUACAGCACGGUGCUGGUGUUUACUCACCAGGACCAUCCCCCGAUUCGUUGGCUCAACAUCAUUCUGCCAUUCCACAACUCGCCCACAUGGCCUAUCGGACAUCGUUUCCUUCAUAUUAUUGUGAUCGAGCAACCGCCCCGUACACCCAAGCACGAACUAAUGGCGGAUAUGAAUGGAAAAUUCAAAGCGAGACAAAAAUAUAACGAUUGAGAUAUAAACAAAAUGAACGAUGUUUCUAAUGCGCUGUCGCGGAAACGGACCAACUAUUUUUUAUUUUAUUUCAUAUUAUUAUCAUUUUGUACAAUUUUAGUAACAUUCGAACGACUGUCAACCAAGACCCGCUCAAUUGCGAUGGAAAUACGACCAUUCAUUUCAUUUUCGCGACGUGCAUUCGAACGUAAUUGCUCGCUUAUUUUAAGUUUUGUAUGUAUAUGUAUAUAAAAACAAUCCAUAAAACUUGAAAAAAGAAAAAAAAAGAAGAAGAGAGAAACGCAGACACUCGCACAAACACACACGUAUUUAUAUACUCAUGGAAUGAUGUACCGUUCGUACGGAGGAAAAAAAAGCACAACGUUGGUGUACGUGUGCGCGUGCGCGCGCGCGCGCGAGAUAUCUCAAUUAAAAAAUAGUAGUGAAUGCGAGAAAAAAAAUGGUACGAGAACGACCCACCGAUAGGACACGCGCCCACGCAAAUGUGGGCAAACAUGUACGAGAAUAUGGACGAUGAAGAUGAGCAAACAAAAGCGAAGCGACACGUACACUAACGCCAAACAGAAAAUUAUCCUUCCCUCCCACGAUCCUUCGUUAAGUAUUAUUUAAUCAUAUUCUAAGCAAAAUUCGCCCAACAAUGAGUGAGAGAGAGCGUGAGAUGUACAGAAAGAAAGAAAGAAAGAAAGAAAGAAAGAAAGAAAGAAAGAAAGAAAGAGGAAAGGAGAGAGCGAGAGUGGGUGAGCAAUGAGAAUAGGAUAAAUCGAAGGAAGUUUUAUGACUAAAAAAGAAAAAUCUUUUCUUUGUAUUAAUUAAUCCGAAAUAAUGCGCUCUGUACAAAUAUGGUUAAUGAACAAACCACGAGAUGUUUUUUUCUUUGUUUUUCGUUUUAAAUCUUUAAAUUUAAAAACGCGAUGCUCCUCUUCCCGAUGUGUAAAUAUAACAAAUAUAUGUUUAGCUCGCUCGCGUUACGACUCGAGGUCGUGGAUCAUGUUCGAAUAUAUAUGAAAAACAAAAAAUAUAUACACAUAUAUAUCAUAUGAAUAUGUAUAUAUAAUAUGAUAUAUUAUAUAUACAAUAUUAUAUAUAUAUAUAUAUUAAAGAAUCAAUUAAUUGCAUUCGAUUUGUUGAUCUUUUUCGUCUUGCCAACCGCACCAAAUUUACCAUACACACAAAUAAUCCUCAAUCAUUCCAUCCUUCACAAUGUAAAAACUUUGAUUAAACAAUGAAAAAAAAACACACACACACACACACAAGGUAUCGCCGUUUCGUACAAUAAAGUACGUGUACCACAUAUCGGAGAUAAAGAAAAUCAGGUAAUUAUCAAAUAAAAAUUAAUUUCACUUUA